Paramuricea clavata is the source of this 9462-nucleotide messenger RNA. Lineage: Eukaryota; Metazoa; Cnidaria; Anthozoa; Malacalcyonacea; Plexauridae. The record is from the annotation of a GenBank genome assembly.
CAACAGAUAUGCCUAAUUUAAACUUCCUGUCGCAUUCUAUUGAAAGUAAACACAGCUCUUAUAGCAUCUCAAUUCUGUCAAGAUGUGUACGACACAAUUUUGCCAAAAGAUGAAGUUCAAAGUAUUUAUCGCAAGUUUUUGUCUUGUUGUGAUGGCGAAAUCAGAAAGUGCGUUUCAGUUCAGACAAGAAAGAAGUCUCGCCUCCGAGAAGAAUUUCACGCGCGGUAAGCUAUAAUUUGUGUAUCCAAAUUUGACAAUUAAUUAAAGGCUCACAAACAUAUAAUACCAUACUUAGUUACAUAUAUAUUCCGUAUACGUUAUUUGGCAUACUUGAAUAGUUCUAUACGUAUUAUUAAAAAGCUAACAUAGAAGUCAAUUUGCAACAUUAUAUAUAAAGUUUCCCAAAACUAGCCGAGUGGCUAUAGGUUUCAAUGAGUUAAUUAAAACUUUCACGAUUGUGUCAAGAAGAAAAACAGUCAAAGCUAUACAAGAGCUAGCUUGAUUAUAAAUAUAUAACAAGUUCUUCAUAACCGGAAACUAAACAUAUAAUAAAUGUUUUUAGCAGAUUUUAGGCCAAUUUCACAAAAAGGAAAUCUAACUAAUUAUGCCCAAGUAAGCGAAAAUUACCAGAAAGACAAUAACUUGCAGGGGUGUAUUUAUAGCUAUACAACGUUGAUUACAAUAUUAUUGAAUGAUGUUAAUUCAAAAUAGGGAUUAACCAUUCUGGGCAUGUUUAUACACAUCACUCGGCUACUUCCGGCAUGUUUCUUGGAAGAUCACAGCAGCCCAACAUGAUCAAUAUAUUGAAAGGAUUAGUGACACACCAUGGUAUUGUGGGCUUUUGUUAUUGUUUUACCUUACCCAGAAUACGCGACAAGUUCUUAAUAACAAAGCAAACAUUUAAUAUGUCUAAGUAAGCAAAAAUUGAUGUUGAUUUUGUUGGAAGACAAUAAAUUGCGCGGGGUGUAUUUAGCUACAAUAUAAGCUGUACAGUAUAAUGAAAUACCAGGAAGAAUGUAAAUUGCGGGGGUGUAUUUAGCUACAAUACAAUUGACUGUAUAGUAUAAUGAAUAAUACAGACGUUAUUUGUAAAGACGGAUUAGCUUUUCUGGGAAUGUUUAUAUAUCAGUUAACAUUUUUAAGCGUAUUAACAUACUUGACUACUUCCUGCAAGUUUCUGGAAAGAGAUUUAUAUUUUAGAAAAGAUUUAAUUUAAUAUUGUGAUAUAAAAAUGUUGGUUGUUGUACUGUAAUCACCUUGUAUAGACCAAAGGACAGCGGUUUGUUCAAUGGCAUGCGCAUAAAAAUGUCCAGAUAUUACUAUUUUUUCUUUUACUUUCGAUCUUGCGCAACUUUCGAAAUCAUUGCCAACUUGAAUUAUUAAGAGAGCUGUAUAUUGAUUGGCUAUACUUGUGACGAAAUCAGUCUAAUGUAACCAAUGAAAUUAACAGGUAAUACAAAAAUUGGAGUAUUUGGGUAGGAAUAUGGAUACAAGUUUGGCAAACUAUACAAAAAAAUCAAAUUUUAAGUAAUAUAGAUACAUCAUCAUAAUUAUCAGUGAAACAAAAAUUGUUUGUAUUGUCUAGCUCUGCUGUUGAAUAAUACUAGACGCCCUAGUCCGAACCAAGGGCUACAAGACGAUUUGUCUGGAGUUAAGUUACAAAUUGUUAAAUAAAAAAACCUGACUUUUAUUUCAUCUACAAUUUAAUGCCCAAAGUAUUCACCAGUAUUAAAAUUAAAUAUAUCAACAGUAACUUCUAUGCGAAAUCAUUCUGAAGAUCUCUGAGAAUGCCGCCAUGCAUGUGUCUACCAUAGACCUAAAAAUCUCCACUAUUCCUCCGAAAAGUAACAAAAAAUAUAUUAAAUAUGAAAGCAUACAAACAGUGUGGCCUGGUGAACCCAAUAUUUUUCAGAAUACACGACAUGUUCUUCAUAACCGCAAACUAUAAUAGAUGCUUUUACCAGAUUUUAGACCAAUUUCACAAAAAGGAAAUCUAACUAAUUGUGCCUAAGUAAGCGAAAAUUACCAGAAAGAAAAUAAAUUGCAGGGGUGUAUUUAUACCUAUACAACGAUGAUUACAAUAUAAUUAUUACUGAAUGAUGUUAAUUCAAAAUAGGGAUUAACCUUUCUGGGCAUGUUUAUACACAUCACUCGACUACUUCCGGCAUGUUUCUGGGACAAACACAGCAGCCCAGCCAAUCUAUAUGAUCAAUAUGUUGAAAGGACUAGUGUCACACCAUGGUAUUGUGUGCUUUUGUUAUUGUUUUACCUUACCCAGAAUACGAGACAAGUUCUUAAUAACAAAGCAAACAUUUAAUAUGCCUAAGUAAGCAAAUAUUGAUGUUGAUGCUGAUUUUGUUGGAAGAAAAUAAAUUGCGCGGGGUGUAUCAGUUUAGCUACAACAUAAACUGUAUAGUAUAAUGAAUUACCAGGAAGAGAGUAAAUUGCGGGGGUGUAUUUAGCUACAAUAUUGACUGCAUAGUAUAAUAAUAAUACAGACGUUAUUUGUAAAGACGGAUUAGCUUUUUUGGGAAUGUUUAUCAGUUAACAUUCCUACAAGUUUCUAGGAAGAAAUUUAUAUUUUAGAAAAGAUUGAAAUUUGUUUCUUUUGCUUUCAUAGAUUUAUUUUUAAUUUAAUACUGUGAUCUAAAAAUGUUGGUCGUUGUACUGUAAUCACCUUGUAUAGACCAAGGGACAGCGGUUUGUUUAAUAGCAUGCGCAUAAAAAUGUCCAUAUAUUACUAUUUUUUCUUUUACUUUUGGUCUUGCUCAACUUUCGAAAUCAUUGCCAGCUUGAAUUAUUAAGAGAGCUGUAUAUUGAUUGGCUAUGCUUGUGAUAAAAUCAGUUUAAUGUAACCAGUGAAAUUAACAGGUAAUAAAAAUUGGAAUAUUUGGGUAGAAAUAUAUAUGGGAUACAAGUUUGGCAAACUAUACAAAGAAAUCAAAUAUUAAGUAAUAUAGAUACGUCAUCAUAGAACGUUAUAUCUCAGUUGCUUAUAGAAAUCGUGUAUUUUAGUCAGUGACGUAACGGAGAAAGAGGGCCCCUUAGGCAUAUUUGGUGUGGGGGGCUCCUGUUGACUGUUGUCAUUGUUUGAAUGAUAUAUUAUAUUUAUAUUGAAUAUUAAAAGAAUGUUCAGGAAAAUUCCGUGUCUAAAACAAUAACAAUUACAGUCUCCAACACAUGUAACAACUUUUAAGAAUAACUUUUGUUUUAUUUGAGAUGGAGAAAAGAAAUCAGCUACCGUUGUGGAUGGAGGCUUUAUUAUUUAGCAUUAUUAAUUUUGCAUUUUCCCAUUGAUUCUUAAUUUGACCUGCGUUUUUACGUUUUCUAUUUUUUUGGUCGAUGGGAGCCUCUGAUUGUCGGGGCCCUUACUUUUUGAACUAACCCUAUGCAAUGAUCGUUACGCCGCUGACUUUAGUAGGAUUUGGCCCUGAAAUUACUGGUAGAUUGGUGAUAUUUACUAUAUAUGCGUUUUAAAUUUUCAGCUUUUUCUUUCUCGCGUUCUUUCUCAAAUUCAACCUUUUGCUCGAGUAAUUCUCACUCAAAUUCAAGGGUUUUCUUGUAGUCUUGUUUGACCUUCUCGUGUUGUACUCGGCGAUCAAUUUCUUUAAUUUGUUGAGUCAAUCUUCGUAUAUUUUCGUCUGCUAUAGCAAGUCCCUUCCUAGGAUAAAUAUUAAUGCCCAGCAUAAAACACGUAAAAGAGCCAUAACAAAAAUAUAAUUUAAAAUAUUUAUUUGAAAGCUAACGUUUCGUCUUUAACUUAAGACAUCUUCAGAGCAAUGACAUACAAAGCGGAAAACACAGAAAUAUGAAUAAAUUACAACCAUUUACAAGAUAUUAUAUUACAAAAGUAGAAAGAGGAAUGGAUCAGCUCGGUCCCUUUACUUCUACUUCUACUCUGAUCCAUUCCUCUUUCUAUUUUGUAAUAUAAUAUCUUGUAAAUAGUUGUAAUUUAUUCAUAUUUCUGUGUUUUCCGCUUUGUAUGUCAUUGCUCUGAAGAUGUCUUAAGUUAAAGACGAAACGUUAGCUUUCAAAUAAAUAUUUUAAAUUAUAUUUUUGUUAUGGCUCUUUUACUUGUUUUAUGCUGGGCAUUAACAUUUAUCCUAAGUUCCUUUCCGUAUUCUUUAGCCCAUUUUGCGACGUCUUCUUCGCUCUUGUCCUUGGAAAAUUUCUUUUCUUCCAUGAUCUCUUUUGAUAUCGGCGCAUACAGAAUCCUUCAUAUCCAUCAUCAAUGAUGUCCCUAGUUGUGUGUUGAAGUAAUAUUUCAAAUCCGACUAUGAGGACUGGACUAGAUUUCAAGUCCGCGCAAUUUGAUCACGUCCGAGGCAAAGCUGGGGACUGGAUCAAAAUGCGAGAACUUGAAAUCUAAUCUAGUCCGAAUUGGAGGAUUUGAAAUGAUAUCUCGUACGAAUAAAUCACUACUGAAAGUGAGGUGAAUUAAUUUUGACCGACUCCAAGGAGUGAAUUAAUUUUGAUCCAGCCCAACGACUGGAUUAAUAUACUUCACCAGGUAUCCAGUAUUAUUAUACGGACAAAAUAAAGCAAUAUGGUUGGUUAAUUUACCAUAUUAUGCAGACAAUUGUUGGCUAACCCUGCAACACGUAUUACGUAAUAGUUGACACUACAUCUGCUUCCGUUUGAUGAAUCUUUGCAAUCUGUGACUUCUUCCAACCUUCGUAACUUUUAAACCAUGGCCAACUGCAUGAGCGAACUGACAAACACCAGAAAGGUGGCUCCAUUUUAUAUGUUCGCUGUUCGCAUAUUGGAAGCAAUUUACUUUCUCGCUCAAUUGAAAAGAACACAAGUGGAAUGUACUAAUCUUACCAAGUUCUACGUAACCUGUAUUAGACCUGUAUUGCUGACAGUAUUGGAGUACUGCUGUGCAGUUUUGCAUGACAGCCUCCCGGAAUAUUUGCAUUUACCCCUUGAAGGAAUCCAAAAAAAAUAUGCUUACCAUUAUUAGUCAUCCAACUAAAUUAAGUAGCGUUAAAGAAAACCGGACUACCAACAUUAAGAGAUCGUCGGAACAUAUAGCUAUAAAAAUGUCUGAUGCCAUUCAUUGAAAUAAUAAACAUCAACUUAAUUCUUUACUGCCAAAUACAAAAAAGCCAUGUCACAAUUUACGAAGAAGGAAUCCUUUUAUUUUAUCAAAGUGCAUGUAAAACAAAUCGUUACAACCAAUAUAUAUACAGGGUGUAUCAAAAUAAACGCAAUUCAUCUUUUGUGCUUAAUAACUUUCGAAAUACUAUUUCUAGUUAAACGCUUUUAGGCCUACUUCAAAGCCUGUUCUUUUCUCUUUCAAACAAACUAUUAUCCUUGUCUCCAAUGCUAGUAAUAAUUGCACAGGAAAAGAUUUAGUAAAACCUAUCAUUUUUAGUUGCUGUUUAAUUAUGCAAGUUUAGUAUGUUAUUGUUUAGUCGGUUUAAAUGUUAGAAUUUUCUUCUUUAAACUUUAAUGUUGUCGUCACUACAUCUGGAAAACCAGGUAAGAACAAAUUAAAAGUAUUCUAAAAGAGACCAGGUUGUUUGAAAAUCCUAAACGAAUGCUAAAAAUCGUCAAAACAUUCUGGUGUCUGAGCCAGAGUGUCAUCAAAUUGCGAUGUAAUGUAAACAGAAAUGAUAGCAAGUUGAUGUCAGUCAGCUUAGAUGGUCCAAGCCAAAAUUAUAUCGCAUUUGAAGUUUCAAACUGAGUUUAAAAUAGUGGAAGAAAAGCCUUAAUUAUACUUAUUGUUACAAUCCAUUUAAUAAAAUGCAACAUUUUUUUGUUUUAAUGAAAAAAUCAGUUAUUUUCAUGAGAAAGAUUUGUUAUUCCAUCUCAAUUUUUUGAAUCUCCAAUCGCAAUAACGUAAAGUAUUAUUACCCGCGAACCAAUGAGUCAAAUUUAAGAAACAACCCACUGUUAGAAAGCUGAAUGGCUACGCUUUAAAAUGAAUGCAAACUUUAACGUUUUCGUCCAUUAUUUGUUUAGCAAUUUACAUUUCAGUCGAGAAUUGCGCUUUUUUUAUACACCCUGUAUAUAUAUAUAACUACAGACGGUACCGUUUCGGCCUUUUGGGCCUCAUCAGUGUAGUGCUGAUGAGCAGGAUGAAGGUGACUAGUAUUAAUAGUUACCUUUGAUGCCUCACGAAUGUGGGACAUCAAACCAUUGCCAGAGUGCUCAAACAGCAAGCAGUGAGCAUGCGCACAAUGCAUAAGCAGCAAUGGCUCAUCCUGUAGAGUGCUCAAUAUGGCCUAAAGGCCAUAGAGCAAUAUCUAACUACAGACGGUACCGUUUCGGCCUUUUGGGCCUCAUCAGUGUAGUGCUGAUGAGCAGGAUGAAGGUAACUAGUAUUAAUAGUUACCUUUGAUGCCUCACGAAUGUGGGACAUCAAACCAUUGCCAGAGUGCUCAAACUGCAAUAUAUAUAUAUAUAUAUAUAUAUAUAUAUAUAUAUAUAUAUAUAUAUAUAUAUAUAUAUAUAUAUAUAUAUAUAUAUAUAUAUAUAUAAUAUAUAAAUUUCUAAAUAAUAGAACUUAAGGCUUAAAGUUAAAGAAUUUGUUUUAAUCCUGACCUUAAAUUAACUUUUAAAUUAUACAACAUUUACAUGUAUGUUAGAUUUCUGCUACCUCGUGCAACACUAACACACUGUACAUAUACCCCUAAAAUAAAUCAAUAUGAUUUAUUGAACCCAAUAAAUUGCUCAGAUAUUGAUAUAUUUCUCUUAUACCAGUGGGGUGCUGUUCCGUUAAAUUUAUUUUAUUCUCAUUUUCGAUUUACAGGUGUCAAUUCCACGGUAAGUCUGGAAUAAUAUUUUCAAGGAUUGAAUAAAUGCAUGAUAAUUUUAAUACUUUCUUUCUUUAUAAAUCUAAUAUCAAAUCAUCAUCAUCAUCACUAUAAUUAUCAUCAUUAUUAAUUUACUAAAGUAGGUUUACCAACUAAAUAAUUGUGCGCGAGAAGAAGAAAGAAAACGUUGAAUAUACAGCUGGGUAAUUUGGGCUGGAAUAUACAGACAUUCAGCAUCACAUCUCUCAUAUUAUUUUUUGCCAGGCUCUUAUUUCCGUUUCCAUUAAACUGCGUUUUACUGACUUCACAAACGAGAAUGUGAUACCAGCAGUGAACAUUACUGCCUCGAAUGGAACCACAGCCUUCCAGUUCCUCCAACAGGCAGCUCAACAAAAUCCAUGUUAUCUUUCUCAAUAUAAAACAUAUCCAAAUCUUGGUCAUUACAUCACAACCAUAUGCUGUGUAGCAGAAAACACGACGUCUAACUUCUACUGGUUCGUCUACAUUAAUAACGCACUCUCGCCAGUUGGAGUGGACGGUCUGAUACCAAACAAUGGAGAUAUCCUUAGGUUCGAGUACCGGUUUAUAAACUCUACUGAUGGUACGUAUAAAUCAAAUAUCGGUACAAUUUUUGGAUGGCGACGAUUUCAAAGUGCUAUUAUUGUAUGACAAUAGCGUGAUUUUACCUAAUAAAUGCCAUGCAUAUUACGCGAGGAAUUGAAAACUUGAUCGCACUAUGGUACCUGGAUUUGUUUCGUAGGGGGAUUGUGCAUGGUGAAAGGCCCCGUGAAAUUAGCCUUUAAACCAAAUAGAUUGCAAGAAUUGCAUUGGAGGUUUGCAAACAAUCCACACAGAUUUAUAGGACAAAGAUACGGCGGCCAUGUUGAAUGAAAUUAUAAUUAUAUUUUAAUUACAUUUGAUGAUAAUUACAUUUUUUGUUCGCGUUCUUCCAACAUGGCCGCCAUGACCUCAACUAAGCCAAGAAUUGCGCGUGCAUGAAAAUUAAUAUUUCACACAUCUGCUGCAUGGGAAUAUAGUUUCCCGGUAUGCAGAGUAAAUCAUACUGCAUGCGACCACUAGACUGCUUUAUUGAUGUUUGUAGAGUUCUCGUCAUCAUUUGGAAAAUAUUUUGUGGUUGAAAUUCGGUGAACAAAAUUUGUCGCGCUGCAAGUUGGAAAAGUCCGUAUUGCAUGGUAACCAAUGGGGAAACCAAUAUGGUCAUAAGAAUAACAUUUAUUUUUUCUAUAUUCAUGUUUUAUUCUUGUAGGAAAACAAGAUUCAAUGCAAAUGGUAAGUUAUCGUGCGAGGUAGGCUCUCCUGUCCACAACGGGAACGCGAAUCCAAAGUGGACCUCCAACAUUCCUGUUGUGAAAGUGAAACGAAUUUGAAAGAUACAGAUAAGGAUUAAGGAUAGUAAAAACCAGACAAGUAAGACAUGGAUAAGAAAACACAGUCGGUAUUAUAUUCUACCACUCGUUGAACUCCACUGCAAAUAUAGGCCUAUUGUAUUGAUGUGUUCAUCGAACACAUAAUGUCUCUCGGAUGUCCUGUUGAAAAGCAAGGAAUUUUUAUGUAUUCUACUGCCGUAUAGGUUUUCAAGCUAGUUUAGUUCACUAUUUUAUUCAGAUUUUAACUUUUUCAGAUUUCCGUCUCAGUCAAACUUACGUUCACUAAUUAUCCCAACCCAGACGUCCUACCUGCAGAACAAGUGAUUGCCGCAAAUGGAACAACAGCUUUUGAAUUUCUUCAACUUGCCUCACAACUCAACCCUUGCUAUCUUUUCAACUACACACAGUUCAGUUUUGGCCGUUACAUUACAACGAUAUGUUGUAUCGAACAAAAUAAAGCAACACAAUUCUAUUGGUUUAUUUAUUUAAAUGGUAUACCCUCUCCAGUUGGAGCUGACUUGCUCAAGCCGAAGAAUGGAGAUACCCUGACCUUUGAGUAUCAGAUGUCGACAAAUACUGAUCAUUCAACCUCAGCCCCAACACCCCGCAGUGCCACACCCCGCCGUGCCACACCCCGCAGUGGCACACCCAUUAUAAACCCAAAACCAACUGGAAAAGGUCAGCAGAUGCCUGCUGCAAGUUUGAACGUAUUCAUUUCGAUGGCAAUAGGAAUCCUAGUUUGGAAAUACUAGGACCUUCGAUUAUCUUUGGCAUUUUAUUCUCUCUUUUUAGUUAAUACUUUUUAGUCACUUCAAUGGUAUAUUGUUAAUGUUUACUUUAAUUUUGUCGUAUUAUUAAUGAAUUAGAAUAAACUUUAUGCGCAUGUUUUAGACAUUGGCCUUUAGGAAUUAGUGGUAGCUAAAGUGUAAAAACAAUUAUUUUCCCUUGAUGGCUGUUAAGUAUGUAUUAAUUAAUCAUGUCACAUGGCUUUUAGCCGUAUAAUUAAUAUGUAAAUGAUUAUAUAAGUCUGUUUGUCUCAAAAUCUUCACUAUAUUCUGUUUCGUCCUAACUGACAAUUUUCCAAUUAGUGGAGUGCGCAAUCUGGGUCGCUUUCCCGAAACGAAUUUCACCUGUGUUUACAUGAGAUUAUUAAAAAAAUUAAAAAAGGUCAUCAAGUUUAGAUUAGUGCCAGAUAAAGACAAGAUUUUGUUAGGGUAAUUGAUAAUUUCGGACAUGUUUAACAAUUUACUCACAUAGUUAAUUCAAAGGUGGAGUUCAUGCAGCCAAAUUCGGAACUGAUUAUGCAAAUGAUA